Molecule: messenger RNA, 6633 nt
Organism: Alosa sapidissima (American shad)
Lineage: Eukaryota; Metazoa; Chordata; Actinopteri; Clupeiformes; Clupeidae
Gene: plekhh2
Product: pleckstrin homology domain containing, family H (with MyTH4 domain) member 2
Exons: 30
Coding region: 169-4638 (1489 amino acids)
Biological process (GO): negative regulation of actin filament depolymerization
Cellular component (GO): cytoskeleton; cytoplasm
Molecular function (GO): actin binding
Source: RefSeq, a predicted model, not a curated record
CUGAAAUGAAAACUUUGAGAUGGAAAAGAAGCCUCGACUUUCUUCCAAAAUGAGGUUAAUAGGACAGGAAUAACUGGGACACCGCGGCAUUCGUAUUUGAUAUGGAGUAAGUGCGGGGGUUUCUUCUGAAUCGCAUCUGCUGUAUAUUGGGGGCGGGUGGCAGGCAGGAUGGCAGAGGGGGAGGACUGCGUCACCAUCGCUGACUGGAAGGAGAGAUGCAUCACCUUGGAGACGCUCCUUUUCAAAUUCCGGGAGCAGAUCAUGAAAAUCCGUCAGCUCACUGCCGAGAAGCUGCACCAGCUGGAGACUCAGGUGUUGGUGGCAGAGAAGCGAGCCUAUGAAGCCAACCAGCAGGUCCAGUGGAUGGAGGAGCGUCUGAAGGCAGCUGAUGGGAAACCUGGGGACUCUGAGCUGCAUCUCUUUAAGCGCUGUCAGGAGCUCCAGUCCCUGCUGCAGGAGAAAGAUGACCUCCUCACACUGCUCGAGCACCAGCUAGAAGAACAGAAGCAGAUCAGAGUGCAGGACGCCAAGACUGUGGAGGAAAAAGCAGCCAAGAUCAAAGAAUGGGUGAUGCUCAAACUCAAAGAGUUUGAGGUAGAAAACACCACCUUGAGGGAGACCAACCAGCAGCAAGGAGCUCAGAUACUGGCUCUACAGAAACAACUACAAGUCCUGGAGCAGAUGAGAUCAGGAGGUUCUGUCCAGUCUCGGCCCGGCGAGGCCCAUCGCCUCAGCAGCCUGACAUUCGGCUGUUUCCAGGUGCGGGGGAAGAGCCCGCAGGUCCUGACCGGCCCUCACUCCCCCCAGAGACCCAUCUGCAGUGACCUGCAGCCCAGGAGCACGGACAGGAGACCUUCCGCAGAUCGGGAUCGUCCAGAUGGCUCAGUGGAUGCAGAGGGUCUGUCCAGCGACCCCUCAGACAUCCCCAGACUGGACGCACGUGCCGAGGGGGAUCCCGGCCGAGGCGAGGGCUCUCCGUCCCGCGGUGCGGACUCCUCGACGGCGUCCCGGCCCGGCAGCGAGGCCUACCUGACGGCGUCGGACGACAGCAGCUCGCUCUUCGACGAGGACAUGCAGCGCGCCGAGCGGCCCGCCCUCCUACUCCGCCCCCACCGCCUCCGCCCCGGCGGCGAUGACGACGACGAUGAUGACGACGACGAACCCGGUGACCCCAACGGCAACGGCGCGUCCUCCCCCGACGACCUGAGCCGCCGGUUCCAGUCGCAGCGUCUCGACUCGUCGUGCGAUGCGGCUUCUGCCGCCGCCGCGUCCGCCCCAAGCCUGACGCCCGCGCUCACCCCGAAGCGGCCCACGUCCAGCCGCGACGCCGGCGCCAACCCAGCGUCCCCCAAGCAGCCCCGGCUACGCACGCCCGCGUCGGCAGGGGCCUCCGUGACGGGCGCGGGCCUCGCCAAGAGGCACCUCAGCCAGCCCAUGCCCCCGCCACCUCCACUGCUGCUGUACACGGACUCAGCCCACGGGGGCCACACACACGCGCACACACACACACACACGCGCAACGCCAUCAGCAUGCUGCGCCCGCCGCGUCCACAGGAGACCGACCUGGACCAAGAGCAGGAGGACAUGGACAUGAGCGGAGACGCGGAGGAGGAAAGGGGGGAGGAGGAAAGGGAGGAGGAGGAGAAAGGAGAGAGAGAGGAGAGGGAGAAGAAGACUGGCCUGGCUCCAACAGAAGGGCCUGGGACUGAAGCGCCACAGUCACCCCCAAAUUCAGUGCCAGCCAACAAACCCCCCACACCCCCACUGCAUCGCUUCCCCUCAUGGGAGAGUCGUAUCUAUGCAGUGGCCAAGUCUGGCAUCAGUUUGUGUGAGUCCUCUUGCACAAACGUGGCCAACAAAGAUGCCAGUCAGAAAUCAUCCUAUCCAGCAGUCCUACUCUACUCAUCACUCAUCUACAAGGACAUGACCAUGCCCACCUACACCACACUCAAAGGGAGAGCGACUCUGCUCUGCAGCGAUCUGUCGGACGAGUGCUGCAGCUCGUCAGAGGAGGAGAGUUCAGAGGAGUCGUGUGUGUCGGCCGGAGAAGACGGCUCCCUACGCAGCUCACACACCUCUGAGUCCAGCUCACACAAGGGCAGCCCGCGUACACUCAAGAGAGCUGUGUCCAUGUCCUCUAUGACCUCUGAGAGUGACUAUGCCAUCCCACCUGACGCCUACUCUACAGACACAGAGUGCUCUGAACCAGAACACAAAUUGCCUAAGACCUGCUCAACGGCCUGUGAUGGCGGAAAGAAUGAGUCGAUGGAGAAGUCUGGCUACCUGCUGAAGAUGGUAAAGACCUGGAAGAAGACAUGGAAGAGGCGCUGGUUUGUGCUAAAGGAUGGAGAACUGCUCUACUACAAGUCACCAAGUGACGUGAUACGUAAACCUCAGGGUCAGAUAGAGCUCAGUGCCUCCAGCAGCAUCUCCCGUGGUGAUGGAAAGCAAAUGCUUCAGGUGGUCACAGGUAAGCGUGUGUACAGUCUGAAGGCCGACUCUCCUAACCUGCUGGAGGAGUGGUUGCGGGUGCUACAGAGCGUGCUCCGAGUGAAGGCCGCCAGCCCCCUGUUCACCCAACCCGACGCCCGGCCCACCAUAAAGGGUCACAUGACCAAGGUCAGGCAUGGCUACAGCAAGCGUGUGUGGUGUGCACUCUUUGGAAAGACCCUCUACUACUUCCGCAGUCAAGAGGACAAGUUUCCUCUGGGUCAGAUCCGACUCUGGGAGGCUCGUGUGGAAGAGGUUGACCGAUCCUGUGACUCUGAGGACCAUAAGUGGGCGUUGCAGGAGGCCAAGUCCUCCAUGUGUACCCUGUUAGUCCAGCCCCCAGGCCAGGGUCCCACGCACCUGCUCCUGGAGUCUCCGCAGGAGAAGGUUGCAUGGCUGUACCAUCUCUCAGUGGCGGCGGGCACCAGUGUGGGUCAGGUUGGCACUGAGUUUGAGCAGCUGGUGGGAAAACUGUUCAGUGUGGAUGGAGACCCAGGUUCUCAGAUCUGGAGGCAUCCGGUGUUGUGUUUCAGUAAGGAGGCUCUCUGCUCCCCCCUCACCACCCUUCCCUCCAAAGCUCUCCAGACAGAGGCAGUCAAACUCUUCAAGACAUGUCAGCUGUUCAUCAAUGUGGCCAUAGAUGCACCUGCCAUUGACUACCACGUGUCUCUGGCCCAGAGUGCUUUGCAGGUGUGCCUGACACACCCUGAGCUGCAGAAUGAGUUCUAUUGUCAGCUCAUCAAGCAGACCAGGAAGAGACAACCACCAGGACAACCAGGGCCCCUGCAGGGUUGGCAGUUCCUGGCGUUGUGUGUGGGCUUAUUUAUGCCCCAACACCCUUUCCUCUGGCUUCUGCAUGUACACUUGAGCAAGCAUGGAGACUUCAGGACGGAGGUGGGGAAGUAUGCCAUCUACUGCCAGCGUUCUCUGGAGCGCACCCAGCAGAGAGGGGAGCGCCAGGCACGGCCCUCCAGGAUGGAGAUCCUCUCCCUGCUGCUGAGGAACCCCUACCACCACUCACUGCCCUUCAGCGUGCCUGUGCACUUCCUCAACAACACCUACCAGGUGGUGAGCUUUGACGCCUCGACUACAGUUGAAGAGUUCCAGAGCCGUCUGAACCAAGACACAUGCAUUAGAAAGACCAGCCAUUCUGGCUUCAGCCUCUACUCAGACGACCCGGCCGGACAAGACCUGGAGCACUACCUGCAGGGAGGCCUGAAGAUCUGUGACAUCAUUGCCAAAUGGGAGGAGGCCUCCAAACACACAGGCAAAUCAGAGACAGCCAAGAGUGUACGCUUCACCUACAAGAACAGGUUGUACUUCUCCCACCAGGUGAGGGGGGAGACGGAGCGAGAACGUCUGCUCCUGGCCUACCAGACCAAUGAGGAGAUUGUAGCGGGACACUUCCCAGUCAACAAGGAGCUGGCCCUAGAGAUGUCUGCCUUACUGGCUCAGGUGGAGUUUGGGGACUUUGAUCGUCCCUUCUCCCCGUCAGGAUCAGCUGCCUCUCAGAAUAAGUCCAGCCAGACUCUCAAGCAGGUGUUAGAGCGCUUCUACCCCAAACACUACAGACGGGCCUGCUCCGAUGAACAGCUCAGGCAGCUGAGUCAGCGCCUCUCGAGCCGCUGGGCUUCCCUCAGGGGUCGAAGUUCGCCAGAGUGUGUGCGCAUCUACCUGACUGUGGCACGCAAGUGGACAUUCUUCGGAGCCAAGCUCUUCGAUGCAGAGCCCAUCUCUCCUUCACUACCGAAUGGACGUGUUUGGUUGGCAGUACAUGAGGAGGGCAUCAGUGUACUCGAGUUCAACUCUAUUAAGCUGCUGGUGUCCCACCCUCUGAGAACCAUUGUGUCGUUUGGGGCGAGUGGUCAGGACUUCAUGCUGGUGGUCAGCAGGGCCACUGGAGGAAACACCUGCAAGGAGAAACCCACAGAGAAACACCUGUUUGCUAUGGCAACAUCAAAGCUCCGGGAGCUCACCCUUCUCAUCGCCGCCUUCACCAACUGUGCUCACCAGCAGAAAUCGGCGGCGCACCAUCUCUCGGCUCCUGCGCUCCUCUUGGCCCAGCCUGACCUCAAGAGCCGUGACCUCCGAUCCAGAUCCCCACCCACACCUUCCAGCAGACCCAGCAAAGCCCCCACUCUCUUGUAAGAGCGCCCCCCAGUGUGCAGAAGUGGAAGUGCAUGCUAAUGCAAUAGGGAUUCCUCUAUUAUCUAGCUAGCUAACUUGCCAUUUAGAGUUUACUAUCCUGGGCCAAUCUGUUGAAAUUGUUGUCUAGAGGUAGUUACCAAAGAAAUUAACUUUAAGUUACAUGGUACAAGAUAACAAUCUUUACAAUCUUUUCUCUUAGAAACACCUCACACUUCCAAACGCUUCUGUAAUCGUAGCCCCUUGAGCUCUUGAAAAUGGCAUCGGUACUGUCAUUCCAACCCACAUGAAGUGCACUGUUUAUCAUAGUUAUCUCCAGACAGAGAUAUGAUGUGUUGUGUUUUGGAGGGCUCUAAGGUGCUUCCAUGCCUUUUAUGGCCGCGCGUGAGGAAGCUAGACUUGCCAGCUUAAAGUAUUUAUGGAUUUGUUAUUACUUUAUGCCAGACUUGACUUGUGCCAAAGACUUUCACACACCCACACACACUCUCCUGGGAGUGUACUGCGUAAUGAAGGAUUUCCCCUCUCUCUCUCUCUCUCUCUCUCUCUCUCUCUCUCUCUCUCUCUGCUUCACUGUCUCUCUGUCUCCUCUUCUCUCUUUUGAGUUUCCUUGGGUUCAUUACAUAUGAAUGAAAGGUAGAUGUCAUUUUGUUUCAGUCUUUGUUUAAUGGACCAAAAUGAAGAGAACAGUACCAAAUAUCAGGGAAGUUUCUUGUCCUUAUGGGGCUGACUUCAGCAACUUUAUCAUACACCUUUAAAGUACCAAAUACACCUUUAAAGUACCAAAAUGAUUUACACAGAUUAAUAAAUAUAAGUAUGAAAUAUGAAGUAUAUGUCUUAAUGUAAAUGUAAUUUAUUACUUUCCUGAUAUAGCGCUUCCAAAUAAAACCUCACUGGUUGGAGUGUAACAGUGAAGUGCAGUAGAUAUCUACGGUGGAGUUUCUAUGGGGCAGUAUAACUGGCCAGCAUUCAAGUAGGGAGGGAUUUUAGGAGAUAGUUCUCCACUGAAAUGAAUAGUGUGUAAGAGGGUCUGGUUGAAUAUAUGUGUCUGUGGAUUUAUGUGUGGGGUGUGAAGAUGUAUUGUGGUGUGUGUGUGUGGGGGGGGGGGGGGGGGGGUCUGUCUGUGUGUCUGUCUUAGCUUUGGUUGAGUGUGUCUGAGUGGUAUUGAUAUGAAGGUUUUUGUAAUGAAAGGCUAGUGUCCUCAGGUAAGAUUUAGAAGGGAAAGGCGAAUGUGUCAGUAGAAGGUUUCAUAUCAUGUGUUCUGGAUGUAUUGCCUCCUCUGAGAAAAUCCAUGGGAUGAUGUUGUGUCGAAUAAGUACAAAAAAGAAGAACGUGCACAUCCAGAUUCAAACAGGUGCUGGACCAGAAUACUUCAGAAAUAAAAAAUGACGUUAGUCCGCACACUGAGAACUCCCAUUUUAAUCACCACAUGUGACGUUUCGGGCUGAAUACCCUUCUUCAGACAUGAUGUUGUGUCGACACACAAGCGCGAUAAGAUGCAAAGGGACAAUAAAACAGUGUUGCUAAGAAAAGACCUAAGAUUCUCACGGCAUGUAUGGACAGGUUUGUCUGUUUAUUGUGCAUUUUCGAUUGCAUCAUCAUUGCAAUCCCAUUUUAAAAAAAAAGGGGGAAGAUAAGCCUACGGAAGCAUAGAAGGGAUUCCAGGAAGUGAAAUUAGCCUCAUGGGAAGACCAAAGGGAAGUGUCAGGUCAGGAAGAAGUCGUUAGGAAGAGUUCAGAGUAGGUAACGGUACGUCACCCGCAAACACCAGGAUCGAUUUAUAAUGGUGAUGAUGUUCUAUAUGUGUCUUAUCAUUUUCAAUGCAGGCAUUAGUACUGUCUGUUGAGAAUAAUAAAAGUUAAUGACAACCAAACUGGAAGAUGUUGAAGUGUAGCUGUAUUUAUUGCACAGCUGUGAGUUUUUAAUGAAAUCUAUCUAUGAGAGUCUGGGAUUUUCACAAAUGUAUCCAUAAAUAUUUGAAUAAACACCUUGGAAAAGACA